AUGAUUCAAUCUAUCCCCCGAGUUGGCUGGUAUGGCCUCGGAUCCAUGGGUCUUGGCAUGUCAUUGAACCUCCAGAAAUACUUUCGAGCCAAGGACUUGCCUCCUCUUCGGUACAGUAACAGGACAAUCUCCAAGGGAGAUGCUCUUCGUGAUGCAGGAGCCGUGCCUGAAGAAGAGUUCGGUGCGCUAGUUCAGGAAUCGGAUGUCAUUUUCACAAUGAUCUCCACCGAUGAUGUCUUGAAAGACCUCCUAGAAAACGCCGCGGCCAUGGAGAUCUCGCUCGAGGGUAAAAUAUUCGUUGACACGUCCACGAUACACCCCGACACAUCCGAAUGGGCAGCGAGGCAUCUCCAGGACCACGGGGCGACAUUUAUUGCAGCACCGGUGUUCGGCGCAAGCCCCGUAGCAGCCGCUGGGAAGCUCAUAUUUGCUGUAGCUGGUCCUGCUGCAGCAAUUGAAAGAGUUCGACCUCUUAUCAUGGAUGUCAUGGGACGCAGCAUUAUUGAUAUGGGAGAAGAUGUGCACAGAUCGAGUCUCCUCAAAAUUUCAGGGAACAUCCUCGUCAUCAGCUUCAUGGAGGUCAUUGCUGAAGCACAGGUCUUUGCUGAAGUCACAGGAAUCGGGACCCAACAGAUGGAAGACUUUAUUGCAAACAUGUUCGGACCCGUACUGCAAAGUUACAGCAGACGCAUUACGAGUGGAGCCUAUGCACCUCCUUUGGACACAGCGCCUGGGUUCGCGGCCGCGCUCGCAUGUAAGGACAUGAAGCAUGCUCUGUCUAUUGCCGACAGUUGUAAUACCCGCCUUUGCACGCUCGAAACGGCGUCCAAGAGGCUGAGCACUGCGCGCGAGUAUGCCGGUGACAAUGUGGACAGCUCGGCUAUCUACGGCACGGCGCGGCUAGAGGCGGGGCUGUCAUUCUGGAGUGCGAAUAGUCGGCAGGGAAAUGAAUCUCUUACUUAG
Molecule: messenger RNA, 963 nt
Organism: Aspergillus japonicus CBS 114.51
Lineage: Eukaryota; Fungi; Ascomycota; Eurotiomycetes; Eurotiales; Aspergillaceae
Product: NAD(P)-dependent oxidoreductase
Exons: 4
Coding region: 1-963 (320 amino acids)
Molecular function (GO): NADP binding; oxidoreductase activity, acting on the CH-OH group of donors, NAD or NADP as acceptor; NAD binding
Source: RefSeq, a predicted model, not a curated record